ACUAGUCGACCGAGUGAGUUUGCCGACGUCGGUCGAGCUGACGUUGCCCCCCUCGACGAAAUCGAACCGAUUGACAUUUUGUUUGUUAUUAGUCCUUGGGGGGUGAUCAGGGGGAUACACCGGUGGAGCCGCCGAGGAGAGGAUAAUGCCGGUGAUAGAAUGCCGUAUGAACCUGCUAGACUCCUGCCACAUGCAGACACGGGCAAAAAUGCGGACUCUUGGCAAUUCCUCGACUGUUCCCUAGACCGAAAAACCGACGGGAGAAAUUCCAGCGAAGAAAAUGACGGCAGAACGAGGAGAAAAAGAAAGUGAUGAGUGAUAAGUGAUGAUCUAAACAUUUUCCAUAUUUUUUUCGAUUCACCUCACGUCUCGUCUCGUCUCCGAAGUCAGAAAAAAAAAUACCGGAUAAUUAUUUCGCUCAGUGAUGUAUCAAAAAUGAGUACGAGUGGUUAAUUAACUCGGAUAAUUAUUUACGGGUAUUCCAUUUCGACGGAGACUCUGGAAGUGAAGCGAGGGCUGUUACCAGCGGUGCCUUUGUAUUCAUUUCCAGCGAGUGCUAUCGAGAAACUCCAUUUUAUUGGUAAUUUCGGAAAGACCCCAUUGAAAGCCGGAAAUUGGUCAUUUACUCGUGGGAAUGGAAACUCGGUGAUUCAUAUAUCUCGAGGAUUCGGGAAAAAAUACUGUUUCCAUCGAGAGGACGAUACUGGAGGACUCUCCGGGCGCAAUGAAGCUCGGGGAUAACAGGACAACUGUCAAAGCGUGCAACCUAUGGGGAGAUGUUUGUCAACGGAAAACCCGCCCACCGCGAAUUGGAGAAAUACCGAGACACGUAGCAGUCGACGAAGAGUCCCCAGGCUCCUCCUGCCGACGUUUACCAUCGGUAUCGUCGGAGGUGAGCUGCCCCCAUCAGGAUAUAUCCCCAGGAUCUCCUGGGAGCACUGGUCUCUACGUCACUGGUGAUCAUCGGUCUCUGAGCACAAGUCAUUCUCCACCUGAGGACAUUUCUAAAAACUCAAGAAGGGUGACUGCUGGUGCUACAGCACCCGAGAGAAUCGUCAGUGUUGAUAAACGACUGCUGGGUGUGUCAGACUGCCAACAAAUCACUUGGUUACCUGGCAGUGCUGGUGUGCCGGAGGUGUCAAAUGCCAGUAACCAGAGAAGUGUUAUUUCCACGAUUCUAUCUGUGAGGGACAAAUUGUCAGGUAGCAUUGGUACCCUGGGGGAACUAGGGAGUGUUGAGGGAGUGAAUACAAAAAUAAAUUGGAGAUCCUACUUUCGAGACAGCUCCCACCGAGAUUCAGCAUCAAAUUCGAUAGAUAUCGAUAACCCCCCGGAGGCUGACGUAGAUUCGAGGAAGGACAGUGCUGUCUGCCUGGAUGAGGACGAAGUUCUCCCUCUGACAGCAUCACGGAGGCUCCCCAGAGUGUCCACCACCUCCUUCAAGGACAAUGAGAGCCUCGACGAGGAUCCAACUCGUCGUAAACUGCUAGGAAAGUACCAGCGACCGAGACGAGAGAGCAGCGGUUACUCCAGCAACUUGAGUACCUUCGAUGAGGACAGAAGGAGCUCGACAACUGAUGCCCUUCAAGGCCUGUCAUGUCUGCGUGAACGACGAAGAUCCUCGACGAAGCGAUUCACCAGAUUUGGGAGGGACGACGAGAUCGAUAGAAUGCCAACAACAGAGAUCUAUCGUAAGGUCUCCAGUGCUGGUAUCGAGAUGCCAAAUAUCGAGGAGCUCAAGGAGAUUCGGGACACAUUCCAGGAGGAUCUCAAGGGCCCGACUAAACUCGACGCAUUUCCGGAUAUACAAGUGACGAGAGAGCGACGGAGAUCAGCGAAAAAAUCGAUAUUCGAUAAGUUUGAUGACAGCGAUACGGAGAUGUGCAAACGAAUCAGUGGUAUUGCCGUGGAGAUGCCGAAUAUCAAUGAGGACGUUGAGCUGAAUGAGGUUGACAGGAGGAGGCACCCGGGGGAGACGAGAGAGCUCACCAGCAGACCCUCGAAGACGACCCUGAUCGGGAAUAAAGUUGUAGAGGAUCGAUCCGCUGGAGAUGUCUCGAAAAACAGCUCCGCGAUGCUGGAACAUCCGACGUCGACGUCACCUCAGGUCGUGGAGGCUCCAAAACUUCGAGAGGAGCUGCGGGGGGAGACUGGGGGGACGCUGGAGGGCCAGAAGACGCCGGAAGGAAGUCGGAGGAAGCUGACAGUGAGAUCGGAGAGUGCUAGGCAUCCGGAGGAGCUGGCAGGGAGUCUGAUACGAGGUCAGAGGAAGCGAGUUGUCCAUCAAUUCAGUUCUCCAUGCUCCUCAAGCCUGGAGCUGGAGAGGAUCCUGGAGAAGCCAUCCGAACAUGUGCCGUUGGAGACGACUGGGCAGGGUACGAUAAUCGUCGUCAACGCUGUGCGAACACCUUCGUCGGAAGAGCAAAAUGAAGAUGAGUCGGAAAGUCCUGAGGAGGACCAGAAGACCCAGACGACCCAGAAGGUCCUCCCCAAAUCUAUUAAAGUGUAUCAGCUCCUGUCGACGCAGUCCGAGGACCGGGGGGACGGUGAACCGAGGUUGAUGGAUCGACGUAUCUCUCUGCAGAUAACUAGACAAGAGGAUGAAUCACCGUCGGGGAGUCUGGCAUCGCCAGAGGACAAGAGGCUUCUGCAUGCUGACAGUGUUCCUCUUCUGAAAAUUCCUGCUGUCCAGGAGCAGGGGGUGAGCGAUGUCCCGGGGGUGGAUGUGAGGGGAUUGUCACCGGUGAGAAAGGUAUCAUCACCUGGUGAAGUAGGCAUGACGCAGAGAUUGCUCGGGGACAAUAGAAACGUUGGGAUCAGACCUAUCUACCCUUACUGCCCCUAUUCACCGUAUGGUAGUCCACAGGGAUCACCAAGAACAAGGAGACGACCCCUGCGGGAGAGUAGGCGGGUUUCCAUAGACAAUAGACAGGGUGCACUGCAACUGAAUCAAUACAAGUUGCUUGACACUAUAGGACAGGGAUCGUUUGGGAUUGUUAAACUUGCGUACAACGAGGAGGACGAGAGUCAUUAUGCCAUGAAAAUACUGAGUAAAAAAAAAUUAAUGAAAAAAGCUGGAAUAUUUGGUCGUAUGGCACCUGGAAGAAAGGGGGCAUCCAAUCCACUUGCCAAAGUUUACCGUGAGAUAGCAUUGUUGAAGAAGUUGGAUCAUCCAAAUGUGGUGAAACUUGUUGAGGUGUUGGACGACCCCGACGAGGAUAAUUUGUAUUUGGUGUUCGAGUUUGUGCAGAAGGGCGAAGUACUGCAGUUGCCAACGGAUAAGCCCCUGGAUGAGGAAACUGCCAGAACGAAUUUUCGUGAUGUGGUUAUGGGAGUGGAAUACUUGCAUUACCAGAGAAUUGUUCAUCGCGAUAUAAAGCCCAGUAACUUACUGGUUGACAGUGAGGGCCGUGUGAAGGUCGCGGACUUGGGUGUCAGUGCGGAAUUGAGGGCAUCCGGUGAACUUCUGUCUGGCUCAGCUGGUACACCAGCAUUCGCUGCCCCUGAAACCACAACCCCAGGUGCUCAAUAUUCCGGAACGCUGUGUGACGUCUGGUCAAUGGGAGUCACCCUGUACUCCCUCGUAACCGGAAGAGUACCCUGGGACGGAUCCGGAAGUAUAAUAGGUGUCCAAGCCGCUGUUCGGUCCGAGCCCUUGCGUUAUCCCGAUAAGCCCGUGUUAUCGGACGAUUUACGUGACUUGCUGUCGCACAUGCUUGCCAAGGAUCCGGCAAUGAGGCUUCCAUUGGACGCCAUUAAGAGCCACCGGUGGCUGACCAAUCAUGGAAAUCAACCACUACCCAGCGAGGCUGACAACUGUCGACUUCCGGUUACAGUCACUGAUGAGGAAGUUGCACGAGUCGUUACUCGAGUACCAAAACUAGACACACUCAUUCUCAUCAAGACGAUGCUGAAGCAGCACAGCUUCCAGAAUCCAUUUCUACCGAGGAGGGUCGGCAAACCAACGGCGGGUGACGCUGUCCCAAGCUGUCGGAAGACUCCAGGCCCUGGGGCCAGUGAUGGGACCCAAAUGAGGGAGUCCAUGAAGACCAGAACCGAGCAAUUUCAUCGAGCUGGGAGAAGCAACUCCGCACCCGAUUCUUACGAAUGGCAGACGAAUGGAAGGCAAGUGUCUGUUGACACGUCACUGCCACCAUUGACAGAGGCCAGUGUUCAGGAGACGGAAAUUGAGAAACGGUGACCUACACCACUCUCCAUUGACUCAAAUGCCAUGAGAAAAUGAUAGGGUUAACGAAUCAGUGGGGACCAAUCAAUCGUAUCGUUGAUUGCUACAUCAACAAUUGUUCAACAAUUCGGAGGAAACGAUCAUCGCAAAUCGUUCGUACGAACCAACGAAAAAUCAUCUUCCAGGUUUACUAUAUAUCGAUUUUAGUGGUACAGUGAUAGUUGCUGGUGAGCUCGCUGUAUGGAAUGUACGUUGAGCGAGUGAAUAUGUGAUCUUAGUGAGGGAUUUAUCGUGAAAAGCCCGGAAGAGAGGAGAUUGCCGAUCUAGAGCGGAAAAAUUCGUUUACUCUUCGCGAAUAUUUGAAAGAUUAUUCUCUCACGAAUGUCGCUGGGAAGUUGAGCAAAGGGAAUUCAACUUUUUAUAGUCACGUUCAUCGAUUUUGAAGGGAAAAACAUCUCGUGGCUUUUCAUUUUUCAUUGGUUGGAGGAAAUUCAUAUGCAUGCGCGAAGGAAAAAUUUUAAUUUGCAAUUCUUGCGCGUAUAUCGAUUCUAGAGGACCAAUACUCGGAUAUUUUUCACGGUAAUUUGUCGUUAGUCGAUGGUAAAGUGUGAAUGUAAUUAUUUUGUUGCCAGUGAAUUGACAGUUAUCAUUCUUAAAUACCAAAUUAUCAAGAUAUUUAUGUCUGAACUAUUAACGCUGUCUAUUUUAGAUUUUAUCCGUGAAAUGAUUGAGAAUCAUUUCUGUUUUAUUCAAUUAUCGAGUAGAUUCCCCCUUUAUCUCGGAUAUUGAAUAAUUAUGAUUGUAAAUAUGCAAAUAUGAUCUAAUUGUUGUUAUCAGUGAUGAGCGGAUGAGAAUUGCAAACCGCAAAUUGCUGCUCAAUCGAGCAAAUCCAGGCCAGACUCCGCCUGUUCACUUAUUUUGAUUAAUUAAUUGAUCGGAGAGGGGGAGAGAGUUUUUUUAUUCUUAAAAUUAUGUAGUUAAAUGUUACGAGUUGUAAAACAAGGGGGAGGAUCAGGGUUCGUUCAUUAGAGAAUCCGAAUUGGCAGUCGGUGGUCGUUACUGAGACUUAGAGGGACCACAGAAAAUAGAGUUUAGGCAAGUUGAUGAAUAAUGUACUUUAAAAAUGAUAUUUCCGGUAUAACAAUAACUCUCUGGACGAAAUAAAUAUUCAGUUGACAUCUCUGUCCAGUUCAAGGAUUUUUUUCCCAAGAAUGAAGUGGGUUUAAUUAACAAUGAAUCAAUAGAAAUGCUUUAAAUGCAUAAAAACAUAUAGAAAGUAAUUAAUUCAUGUUAAAAUAAAUUUAAAGACGAAGAGGACUUCAUUGACGAUUUAUUUCGGACAGAGCACUCAGCGUAUCCUUUACACCCGAUAUUUCCAAUUCCUAUGACUGCGAUAUUUAAUAAUCAAAUUUAAUGCCCCACGAAGAAAAAAAAUAUGAUAUUCUUGUCACUGAAUAUUUAUGGAGUUUUCAUAUAAUGACCAAAAUAAUUACGAACCCACAGAAAAUAUUUAUCACCAGCGAAUCAAUUCCUUUCACAUUUUAUCGCUCGAACUGUGAGUGCGUCUGGGUGAAUAGCAAAAUGUUGAAAUUGAUGAUGCAACAACUCAAUUUAAAAAAUAGAGUGGCAACGAGGGUAUGCAGUGAGUGAAACUUUCAUGUGAUAGACAGGGUUAUUACCACGUAAACUUAAUUACGGGACUUAAGAUUAUAAUUAAGAAGAAAGAUUAAUCACCGAUGAAUAACUGACGUUUUGAAUAUUACUCAGUACUUAGAAUUCGCUUCAUAAAUUUUUUAUUCUCAGUGUCAGAGAGUUCGAGGAAAUUAUCGAGAGGAGUUCACACUUUGUCUAUUUAAAAAAAUAAUAAUUAGUAAUUUUUGAAAAAUGUUUCUUCAUUUUAAUGAGGCAGAAAAAAUUGUGGGAUUUCCUCUCGAUUUAUUUUCACGAAUGAAAUAAUUUUAUUAUUCUUCCAUUGUUGACUGACUUAUCGAGAUCUCAUUGCAGAUGUUAAAGUAAAUUAAUGAGGUAGAGCGUGAGAUUUCUAAGCAGUGAAUUCGGGGCCAGUGCAUUUUUUUAUGAAAAUAAAAUUCAAUUGCUUGUGGAUGAUGGCCCAAUCAUUCGGUGGGGUAAACGAUUUUAAUGGGGAUCUUGUCACUGUAGGUGAUAGCUACUUACCAAAUUAUGCACAAAAUAUUUUAUAUACGAAAUUCUAUGCACUCUGCAGAUCAAUUUCUCCUUGUGUCGAUAAAUAGUUCAUUGACUUUGAUAUGCGGUGCGCACAUUCCGCUCUUCGUGUGUCGUGAUAUAGAUGAUAGGCAGUUUUUCCGAUCUUCAAUUGAUAAUUUUUAAUCCUCAUAGCCACAUUCUACUUGAAAUUCAAUUCUUAGCACAUGACUGACAAUCAAUUUUGCAUUAUGUGAAGUAGUUGUCAAAUGAAAGCCAAAAAAUAUCAAAAGCUCACGAUAGAGGUGGUAAUUUAAUUCAUAUGUAACGUAUAGAAAGAUUUAUUAUUGUAAUUAAAAAAUUGUAAUGCAAUGGAUAUUUAAUAAUAAUUCUUCUAAAAAUUUUCCCAUCUUA
This is a messenger RNA of Diachasmimorpha longicaudata, 6763 nucleotides long. RefSeq lists its product as uncharacterized. Gene Ontology annotation, cellular component: cytoplasm. Gene Ontology annotation, biological process: protein phosphorylation; positive regulation of protein kinase activity; intracellular signal transduction. Gene Ontology annotation, molecular function: calmodulin binding; ATP binding; calcium/calmodulin-dependent protein kinase activity. Bases 725 to 4201 code for a protein of 1158 amino acids. The transcript is spliced from 9 exons. The record is from RefSeq and is a predicted model, not a curated record. Lineage: Eukaryota; Metazoa; Arthropoda; Insecta; Hymenoptera; Braconidae.